AUGACCAAACGAAGAUGUGAACAUGGUGUGUGUAAUCAAGGAAAAUGUGUAUGUGAUAAGUGCUGGACAGGAAAAUUUUGUGAAGUAUCAGUUUUAGAUAACACUCGCUUUACUUCAGAUAGUUUUGAAAUUACCGUGGCACCAGGUUCUGUCGGUAUUCCAAACAAAAUUAUUGGACAACUUACGCUUCAGAAUAUACGAACUGAUCAAAUAUGGGAAUGUGGAGAAUUUUAUUUUUUACUUGAAGGAGUUCAACAUGAUAAAUUUCCGAUUUAUGUAGAAAACAGCACAGGCUUUAUUCGAUUUAAUCGCUUUAAUAAUUUUAAUUGGCCAAAGAAAAUAUAUCACGAAAUUCAUACUACUGUAAAAUUAUAUACUAGUCCGGGUAAAGAAAUAGAUUCAUCGCAAAUUAUUGUUUCAUGGAAUUACUUCACAAGAAAUGAACAAGAAAAACCGAUGACAUUUCAAAACAAUAAUUUUCAUCUAGAGAGGUCUAAACGAAGCGUGAAUUCUUCAAAUCUUCGACUUCUCGUAAACCGAAGUGAUGCAGCUACUAAUUCUUUAUGUCCAACUGAAAUUAUAGCACUGAGUGUUCAGCUUGGUCUACCUUCGGGUACAGAUUCAAUAACGGUUGAAUUAUUUGGACCAACUAGAAGUUCUAUAGUCUAUGGUUUUGUUGAAUUUAUUGACAUUUCAUUUAUUGGAACAAGAAUUUCAAAUACGGAUUUUGACAUUAAUGUACAAAACACAACUGUAGCAACUGAUUACGAAUAUAAAAACAUUUAUACAGCUGUGAAUUUAUCAAGUAUUACAGUGAUAGAUAUACCGAAUAUCGUGGAAGAUUAUAGCUUAACGUUGCGAUUUGCUGUUGGUUUAUGGCCUAACAAUUCAAUAAUAGAUGGAAUGCAGUUUAUGUGUAAUUGUAAAGUUUCUCAAGGCACUUCAGUAGUAAACCGUACAACCACAAUCACAUCACGUCAAACUUGUACAGUUUCUCAACCAGAAUUAACUAUCCUAUCUAAUUUUCCAAGUAUAAUUCCAGGUGAUAUAUUAUUGUUUCAGGCCGAAGUAUAUUUUACAUUUGGAACCGGAAAUUAUACGUUUUCAGCAUAUAUAGUCGGUCAGUCGUCUACUGUUGGCAAUUUUGAGGUGAUUCUAGGCAAUGGGAUGAACUAUGCAGAAGGAUCUGAGAAAAAGCAGUACGAAGAUGUAGCGGCGCCUACUUAUAUAAUAACAAGGCAAAUUGAUGUACAAAUAGAAGGACUUAGAAAUAAAAAUGCUAGAGCGACAUAUCUGUCUAAAUCAGAUCGCUCAGUUAAAUUGAAUGCAUAUAUACAAGCUAAGACACUUUCGCCAACAAGAGCAAUAAUUGGAUUUCGAUUCCGUUAUUCCCAAGCUGGUGCUAUUUUUCGAGAGAUUCCAAUUCCUGUAAUAGCUGAUUAUCGAAACUUUAUAAAUGUUCCAAAUCCUACUUUUAACUUUUCAUUAACGUCAGGUCCAGCCAGUGUUGAAACAUUUGCUGAAAUUAUUUCCACUCUUAUACUUCCUCCUUUAUCCAAGCAGAUUUAUGCUGUAGAGCUAAGCUUUGAUAAUGUUAUUUUGGGUGAGUUCUGUUAUUCCACCAUUUUGUCAGUUGGAACAGGGAUCAUAAAUCGAUCAGCAGGGAUGAGAUUGUACACGGACUUUGUGUUUCAAAAGAUAACACUGCUUCGAAAAAUGGCAGUAAUAAGUCUUGGAGUAAUGGAAAAUCCAACAACAAAUAGUACAGAUUAUUAUGUGAUUUUUAAAACUAUCGUGAGACCACGUCUAGAUUUGGCAUUUCCAACAAUCAGUGAGACUCAAAUUCAUGCACGAGUUUUUAUUACGGAUAUACCUCAAGAACGGAAAUCAAUUAGUUUUUCUAUUGUUGAUGAACCAGUUUUACCAAUUACGGCAUCCAAUUCACCUAAAGUAAACUUCUACAAAAUCGAACCUGCUCAAAGUGAACCUAUGGAUGCGUAUUACGGAAUUAUGGUUGCUGAAAUUUCUUGGGUUGAAAAUGUGACAUACAGACCUGUCCAGCUUUUACUUACAGUUGUAGGUUCUACUACAAAAGUAGUUGAACAAAGAUUCAUUAUGUUUGGAAGAUCACUGAUCACCAUAGUGCCCAACAUUACAAAUAUGUCAACUGUAAAGCAAGUUUAA
Schistosoma turkestanicum is the source of this 2184-nucleotide messenger RNA. The record is from the annotation of a GenBank genome assembly. NCBI's taxonomy places the organism in Eukaryota, Metazoa, Platyhelminthes, Trematoda, Strigeidida, Schistosomatidae.